AUGGCGCCCCAAGACAAUAAGGGGGAAACUGUGGACUCCAGAAGCUUGUUUUUCUCAGCAGAGGAGUUGCUGGAGAUGGUAGCACAAUUCAGAGACAACAAGUCCAAUGCCCAGUUGGGAUCCAGCACCGCCGGCAACCAAGACCAACAACCCAUCGUCGCCCGGGAGCCCGCCAGCUUCCGUCCCACCAGUACGCCAUGGCCAGAUCCUCCGAAGCAGGAUGCUAGCCAGUUGACAAUUCAAGUCUGGAACAACAUCGUCGACAAGUUUGACCAGUUGUCUCCUCAGAUGACCAUAGCCGACAAGAUCGAGUGGGCAAAGUACCUCCAUGACAUGAGAGCGCACCCACUACUGGCCAAGCACAAUCCGAGCGAGUCUUUUGCUCGGAUACAUAUUCUCGAAGCUCAGUACGGCAGAGAUAGGAUUUUGGCCUCCCAGACUACACUGAAGGAGCUGAUGGACAACCAUGGGUGGAACUACCGGGAGGAGCCGAUGCCCAGUUCUGAGAUCCGUGAAGCUGCCCGAGGCUUACUGGCGAGUCGUGGCUAUCAGAUACCCAGUGAGGUUUUGAUGGAGGUAUCAUGGCCUGAGAACCGAGCAGGGAAUGCGGACAUCGUAUCUGCCGCUACGGAUUCUACCGCCUCGGAACAGGCCCCUCUGUCCGACGGCAAGCGUCCGUACAGCGAAGCAGGAGAUGAGUCUGGAUCUCAGAAUGCCAAGAAGCAGAGGACGGAGGAGGUCCAAACAGGGAUUGCCAUUCGAGAUGAUGACACGCAAGACAACACGCAAGAGCCGAAUACUCCAGGUUCGUCGACCCCUGGAGAAGCCCAGCUCAAGACCACAAGCCAGGCAGUCGUUGGUACCCAGGCUGGACAUGAGAGUCUGACGGCGGCCAUGGUCGCAGUAACGGAAGCCAUCAAGUCAGCUGGAGAGGCCCAGACGGCAGCCAUUGGUCAUCGGACAAAGACCAUCCUGGGUGCUCUGGAAGCCCUACCCAAGACAGCAGCUGUAGAGGCUCAGACGGCUGCUUUGAUAGAGGCUCAGACGGCUCAUUCGGCUGCCAUGCUGGGGGCUCUGGACAAGAUCUCCAAGCAGAUGGCAGAGAUCCAUGCGGUGCUGAAGGACCGGGCUAGCUCAAGCCGAUACCCGUCCCAGGAUCCGAUGCACGAGGAUUGGAGGAACACGGUCAAGCGGGAAUCUUCAGCCCCAGGCUACCUAGGCCAGCAAACGCUGCCUCGUGCAGGCAGCCUUCCGUCUCUCUUGAAUCAGGGUCAUACCUUCGGCGGCAUCCCUCCGGUCCCUACCUUCCCCGUCCGCAACCCGGGUCAGAUGGACCAGCACACAGGGGCUUAUCGUCACCCGACUCCAACCCAUCAGAGCUCGCACUUGCUCCGACAGUCGACGGCGCUUCAGUUUGUACAGCAACCGGGCCAGGACCGCCAGCCGGGGCCACACCAACGGGCGGCCUAUCCUCAGCACCCUGAGCAGUAUCAACAGCCGGAGAGGAACCGGGAGCAGUGA
Messenger RNA from Emericellopsis atlantica, 1521 nucleotides. RefSeq lists its product as uncharacterized. The record is from RefSeq and is a predicted model, not a curated record. The transcript is spliced from 2 exons. Lineage: Eukaryota; Fungi; Ascomycota; Sordariomycetes; Hypocreales; Bionectriaceae. The coding region runs from base 1 to 1521 and encodes 506 amino acids.